GGUGGGGGCAGGGCCACCGAAGCCAUUUUAUUAUUAUAACCGCAAGUUGCAGGUGCAGCAGUGGGUGGGUUUCUUUUUUCUUCUCCCCACUGUUGCACUUUUAAUUUUAAUGCUCAAGUUACAAUGGGGCAGUGCGGAAUUACGUCGUCCAAAACGGUCUUGGUAUUUCUCAAUCUCAUAUUUUGGGCUGCAGCAGGAAUUUUAUGCUACAUCGGAGCCUACGUGUUUAUCACAUAUGACGACUAUGACCACUUCUUUGAAGAUGUGUACACUUUGAUUCCCGCUGUCAUAAUAAUAGCCGUGGGGACUCUUCUGUUCAUCAUCGGCUUGAUUGGCUGCUGUGCAACAAUACGGGAAAGCUCCUGUGGUCUGGCAACUUUUGCUGCCAUUCUCCUGCUGGUGUUUGUAACAGAGUGUGUGGUGGUGGUGCUGGGCUACAUAUACAGGGCAAAGGUAGAAGAUGAGGUGAAUCACUCCAUCCAGAAGGUUUACAACGAGUACAACGGCACCAACACUGACGCUCCCAGCCGCGCUAUUGACUAUGUGCAGAGGCAGCUUCACUGCUGCGGCAUUCACAACUACUCUGAUUGGAGGAACACUCGCUGGUUUAAAGAAUCCAAGAACAACAGUGUCCCAGUCAGCUGCUGUCAGCCCAGCAUCAGCAACUGUACUGGCACCCUCACUCGACCAGCGGAUCUCUACCAAGAGGGUUGUGAAGCUCUUGUUGUGAAGAAGUUAAAGGAGAUCAUGAUGUACGUCAUAUGGGCUGCAUUAACUUUUGCAUCUAUACAGAUGCUGGGAAUGCUCUGUGCCUGCGUGGUGCUGUGCAGGAGGAGUCAUGACCCAGCGUAUGAGCUGCUGGUCACAACAAAUAGCUAUGCAUGAAGGAUGCAGCCAGUCAGCGAAGCACUCAGAAAAUCAAAAGGAGCGUCACCAGACAUGUCCACAGUAGAUUUCAGCUGUAGUUAUAGAAGCUCAAGCACACCUUGCACAAUUCAUGAUAAAGUAGUGAACACUGAUGACGUGGUUUGGGUGGGCGGGGGUUUCAAGGCGAAACCAGUUAUUUAUUGACAUGCAUUGUAAGUUACUGUUACUUUAAAUGUCAUUUUAUUUCCUUACAAACACUGAAAAACUUAUAAAAGACUAAGUUGGAUAUGGCUAAUUGACAUUUGUGAUGUUGAUGCUUUUUUUUUUUUUUUUUUCUCCUUCUUUUAAUUGUGGCUUCAUAUAAUUUGGGCUAAUCCCCAGUUAGGAUGAUCAGAAGCAAUUUGGAGCUUCUGUGUGAAAUUAGGAUUGGGAGUGUUGCAUGGAAUGUAUUUCCCUGUAGGCUAGUUUGCACUAUGGCCGGAGUUCUGGAGAUAUUUCAUGGUUGUUAAAAUAUAAGACCUAUGAUGAAAAGAACAUACAUACACUAUUCGUAAUACCUUGGCUUGACCAGACUUUGUGAAAAUGGAAAAACGUUUUGCCAUAGAAAGAACUGAUUCAUUGUUUUUAUCUCUGUCCUUACAUUUUUGUUUGUGGAUCACCUCUGCGUUUUGUCUUUUAAAGCCAUGUUUGGUAGAAAGAGUUCUUCAUAUUCACAAACAUUCUGGUUGUGAAUGAUGUACAUUCUGUUUUGGUGUGGAUGUUCUCCUAAUCUGGCUUCACUUUUGAGGCAUUGCCAAUAUAUAAAUUGUGAAACAACCUUUUAGUCUCCAGUGCUAUUAGUUGGUGUAUUAUCAGUGUUACCUGAAGACUUGUGUAUGUGUAGAUUCAGUUUGUUAAAGUCAGAGUAUUCGUUCUGUUUAGUUUGUUAGUUAUAAAACUGCUAUACAGAAAUAUGACCUUAUUUUAUACAUUUUUGUGAAAUUUAAUAUUUUCGAGCUGUUAAGUUGACCCCUAGAUAUUUAGCUAGUGCCUCAGAAAAAAAAAAAAGACAAAAUUGUGAAUAGACUGGAGAACAGGCAGGGGACAAAUAAAGUCAUACAUUUUAA
This is a messenger RNA of Xiphias gladius (swordfish), 1973 nucleotides long. Its product is annotated as tetraspanin-3-like. Gene Ontology annotation, cellular component: membrane. The record is from RefSeq and is a predicted model, not a curated record. The transcript has 7 exons. Gene Ontology annotation, biological process: protein localization to plasma membrane; protein maturation; regulation of vascular endothelial growth factor signaling pathway. The coding region runs from base 124 to 885 and encodes 253 amino acids. NCBI's taxonomy places the organism in Eukaryota, Metazoa, Chordata, Actinopteri, Istiophoriformes, Xiphiidae.